CACAUUUUGUAUAGAGAUCAGAUUUUUGUGUGGAAACCCUACAUAAUACGAUCAUUAAAGAAUAAUAAUUAGAAGUCAAGUACUAUUGGACACUAGUAUCAACGUGAACCAGCUAUGUCAGGGGAGUUUGUGAAGGCUGGUUACUUGGUAAAGAGUCCCCCACAGUUCAAACCCUUGUCCCAAUGGCAAAAAAGAUGGUUCAUUCUACUGGACUCAAAGCUUGUCUAUCCUCUAUCAGCUCGCUACGUGCGGCUAGAAUACUACCAGAGUCAUCAGUAUGCAGAGAAGCUAGCAAAUCCCAAAGGGGUCAUCAACAUGAAUUCGUGCACCCAGGUUAUAAGUCGUGAGCCCAUCAAAGGUCAUGAGCACGUGUUUGACGUGCACACAAAGGAGAGGGUGUAUCAUCUGGUGGCAGAGUCAGGGAAUGACAAACAAGACUGGGUGGACACUCUCAAUGCACAUGCACAACUGUUCACUGAGCAAGACUUGAGCUCUGUUCGGAUCCUCCCCAGAAACUGGACAGUUUUCACUGACACAGAAGCAAAGAAGCCAGUCUACCAGAACAAGACAAGAACAAAUGAUACACUCUCCACACCACCUGGAUAUCCCCUCUACCAAACCUUUGCACACCCUGACGUCACUUUCUAUGAUGAGCCUCAAAAGAAAGAGUUCACCUCCAGUGGUGGACAUGCUGACUUUAACAAUGGAGUUGAAGUGACUGUUCGAGCUAACGCUUUUCCUCCAGGAACCUCUGUAGGCAUUAAAGUCCAACCCAGCCUUGCCCCCAAGGAUGUGUUUGUUAUGCCUGAGGGCAUUCAGUCUGCAAGUCCAUCUUACUUGAUCUCGAGUGAAGGUCUAGACGGAGAGGUGACCCUGACCAUGGAGCAUCAUAUACGAGUGUCCACCCAACAAGAAGCUAACGACCUCCUCUUUCUCCAAGCUGACUUGUUUCCCAAGAGAUCCGGCUCCAAGAUUGUCUACGUGUACCGGGAGGUACCAGAGGGCAAGUCAGAGUUUACUCCUGGAGGAAAUAAGGGGAGACUUACGCUGGUCACACGACUGAAGAACUUCUUCAAAGUUGGUCAGAGAAAGAGAGUAGGGGCGACUGACAGUAACCUCUACACUGUCAGAGUCUACCGGUCUCCUCCACAGACAACUGGGGACAGGAUAGUCAUCAUUGGAGUCUGUCUCUUUGGGAGCCUUUAUACUAAGUUUCUGGAGACACUUGAUAAUGUGUUGAUCCCACGAGACUAUCCUGAAGUGUCUUCAAAGUCAAUUGACAAGACGAUUCUAGGAUCACUGACGUUUAUUGAGAUGUAUGCCACCCUCAACAGACCCCUAGUACAUGGGUGGUCUGUGGAACCAGACAAGGAAACGAUCUCCCGUAGUGAAGUGGAUCAACCUGAGACGGAGAACUUCAGAGCCGAGGAUCUCCACGACUACCCUCCCAGGAUAGUAUGCAGGUUCUUCCCUGACGAAAAUGCUCCCAAGAAAACCAUUUGUACCAUCUCCUUGUCUGGAUUGCUGCCCCAAGCCAAAUUUCAUCUAGAAUUAAAAGCACCCACCCCCAAAGGUGUCGUGGAUACUACUAAACUUCAGGAAGCUACUGAAGGACUGAGGAUAACAGUUAGUGAGAUGACCACCUCACAGCUUGGCUCUACUGUGGAGAGUGUAAUUUCACUAAUGGAGACUAUGACAACUGCACUUCAGUCAUCUUCUCUGAGGGAUCUGGCUGCCCACACUGACUCCAUACGGGCAGAGAUAGCGUCUGUCGUUGUAGUAACCAGGAGGGUUGUUGAUGAGUGCUCAAUACGGAGCAUCAGUGAGAACAUUGUAGCCGGUCUCUCUAAGGUGGAGACUUUAUCUCACCAGCUUUAUCUAGUGGCCAAGGUCAAACUCAAACACUGUCAAAACCAGUCAGAGGAGACAGCUGCUCUUGUUGACCUGGUUGAGAAUGGAGCAAAUCUGUUGAGAAGUGUGGACUCUCUACUCAAGGACAUUCAUACACUCAGUGGAUUCAGUGGUAACGCUGGGUACAAUGUGCUAGUGAGGUGCAGUGAGAAGAUAGUCGAGUCACUCUCCCAAGAGCCCAAAGCCAUAGCUGUUCGUUUGCUAUCAGUCGGACUCAUCACUGAGCGUGUGUUGCAAGAGACUAACCAGCUGAACGAGAUCAAUGCUGACAAAGCCAACAGAUUGUUCACUGCCCUGCUGGGUGUGGUCAAACACCACCCCCACAAGUACCAUGAGUUUUUCUCCACCCUCAAACUCAACCCACUGCACACUGACUUGAUUAGAGAAUUAGAUAGUAAGUAGUCAACAACAUAUCUGCUGAUGAAAUACUUUUACUGUGGAGACCUGACAGAAAUAUGUUGUUGCAACAUCUAA
Molecule: messenger RNA, 2385 nt
Organism: Halichondria panicea
Lineage: Eukaryota; Metazoa; Porifera; Demospongiae; Suberitida; Halichondriidae
Exons: 12
Coding region: 115-2313 (732 amino acids)
Biological process (GO): signal transduction
Cellular component (GO): cytoplasm
Molecular function (GO): signaling adaptor activity
Source: RefSeq, a predicted model, not a curated record